CUUGGGGAACAGUCAAAAAAUGAAUUGUUGGAGGGCCCUGUGAGGUUUUUGCUUACACUACUUUCAACAAACAAAUUACAAUAAAUAAAUAAUGAAAACAAUAAAGUACUGAUGUGUUCUUUCUAUUCGUAAAUAUUGUAUGCUUUAAAAUGGCCGAUCUUAAGCGGGACUUAGAUGAAUACUUACUGCUGCAGAGCGACACAAAAAAAAGCACGAGCAACAGAAUAAAUUUGCCACAAAUACGUGUUCCUGACGUGACAAAAUUAUUUUCCAAUUCCAGCCCAAAAACAGAAAAUAACACCCGUUUAGAGAGUAUUAAGAACUAUCUUUGCCCCGAAUUGUCUCGCCUACAGCGCAUCAUUGGCUUCCUUGCCUGUAUAGGCAUAGGCACGAUUUGCCUUGUCAGCUCAAUAUUCUACAUACCCGUGUUAAUAUUGAAAGCGCGAAAAUUUGCACUGCUCUACACAAUGGCUAGUUUCUUUUUUAUACUGAGUCUCUGCUUUCUCUUGGGCUUUGGUGUUUUCCUGCAGCAAACAUUCUCCAAAGGUCGUGUCCUUAUUUCUGGAUUUUAUACUGCAUGCCUUUGUGGUGCGUUGUACUUUGCGCUGUUCAAUCAAAUCACGCUGUUAACAGUGCUCUUCGCCAUACUCCAAACCUUAACGUUACUCUAUCUAAUAGUCGACACAAUUCCUGGCGCUGGAAAGAGUAUAAAAUUUUUUGGACAAAUCUUUAAAAGCAGCAUUUCAGCCUCCAAUGUACUGCCAGUAUGAGCUAAAGUAUAGAAUAGAAUGAAAUGAAAUAUAUUAAUAAAAUUGCUUGUGAUUAGUUGCUAUUACUUAAAAGCCAGCAUACUUCAAUACUAAAGGAAUCACAAUAAUUGUUGAAUACUUUUAUAAAAUAGACUAAUAUAAUGUUAAUAAGAUAUAAAUACGUUUUGUGUGAUAUUUUAUGUAAAUAAACAACAGGUACAAUAUUUGUUUAAGAUUUGAAAACCUUGUGCUUCUCUCUAUGA
Messenger RNA from Teleopsis dalmanni, 1012 nucleotides. RefSeq names its product protein transport protein sft2. The coding region runs from base 150 to 770 and encodes 206 amino acids. The transcript is spliced from 2 exons. The record is from RefSeq and is a predicted model, not a curated record. Gene Ontology annotation, biological process: vesicle-mediated transport. Lineage: Eukaryota; Metazoa; Arthropoda; Insecta; Diptera; Diopsidae. Gene Ontology annotation, cellular component: membrane.